GUGCAUUGUUACUUCCUGCACAUGCAUGCGCAAUUGAAUGGAAAUUACCGGGAGAAAAACAGAUUUUGCCUGCGGGUAAAAGUAGGCCUGCAGCAGCAGUAGGAAUACUUUACACGGAGUUUUGGUCAAACAGGUUUGACAAGACUGUACAUCACCCGCCCUCCAGACUGGCAAAGGCAAAAAGUGUGUGAUGCUGCCUAUUUAUGACGCCGCCUACAGUCCUAGUGCGCACAUCGUCUGUGGUUUCAGACACCCGAGUCCAUAGCGCUAAGAUUCUUUAUCAAAAACCUGUUGAGUCUUUAAGGCCUGAGCAAACUGCCAAUCCGAUGUAUCGGACAUGGCUACAGUUCCUCGCGCUUCUGGGUGGAUUUGCAGUGCCAGGUGUGCUGCGAGUCGGUGGGAUGGAGGUUUUUAUGUCCAAUGAGGUGGAGGCAGUGAACGGGACAGAAGUGAGACUGAAGUGUACCUUUAAGUCCAAACACCCCGUGUCCCACUCCUCUGUGACUGUCUCCUGGAACUUCCGUCCCUUGGGCCAGGGAGACGAGGAGUCGGUGUUUUACUACCAGGAGAUGGCAUACCCCCCUACAGAGGGGCGGUUUAAGGGCCAUGCGGUGUGGUCGGGGGACAUCCUGAGACAGGACGCCUCCAUCAGCCUCCAGGACGUUCCCUUCACCUUCAACGGUACCUACACCUGCCAGGUCCGCAACCUGCCUGACGUCCACGGCAUCAACGGAGAGGUCACCCUCAGGGUCGUCCACAAAGUCUCCGUCUCUGAGAUAGGCAUGCUGGCUGUAGCCAUCGGGGCAGCCAUCGCCAUAGUCCUGGUGGUGCUGGGCAUCUUUGUGGUGUGCAAGUACCGCAAACUCAACCGCCACGACAACACAGACCUGGAGCUACAGGGGAAGGAACUGCAGGAGAGAGAGUUAAAUGCCAGGAUCCUAGAGGAGAGAGAGUUAAAUGCCAGGAUCCUAGAGGAGAGAGAGUUAAAUGCCAGGAUCCUAGAGGGAGAGAGUUAAAUGCCAGGAUCUAGA
Salvelinus sp. IW2-2015 is the source of this 1031-nucleotide messenger RNA. RefSeq names its product myelin protein zero-like protein 2. Gene Ontology annotation, cellular component: plasma membrane. The record is from RefSeq and is a predicted model, not a curated record. Gene Ontology annotation, biological process: cell-cell adhesion. NCBI's taxonomy places the organism in Eukaryota, Metazoa, Chordata, Actinopteri, Salmoniformes, Salmonidae.